GUUAACUCGCCCUCCUCCUCCUCCUCCUCGGCGGUGGCUGGCUGCGGCAGCUGCAGAGGCAGGAGGGGCUGGCGGAGGAGAAGCAGCAGCCGUGGAAUAUGGCGGACGGCGUGGAUCACAUAGACAUUUAUGCCGAUGUAGGAGAGGAAUUUAACCAGGAGGCUGAAUAUGGUGGGCAUGAUCAGAUAGACCUGUAUGACGACGUCAUCUCUCCAUCUGCCAAUAACGGCGAUGCACCAGAGGAUCGUGAUUAUAUGGACUCUCUUCCACCAUCUGUUGGAGAUGAUGUGGGCAAAGGAUCAGCACCAAAUGUAGUCUAUACAUAUACAGGAAAGAGAAUUGCAUUAUAUAUUGGGAAUCUUACUUGGUGGACCACAGACGAAGAUUUAACUGAAGCAGUUCAUUCACUUGGUGUAAAUGAUAUUUUGGAGAUAAAAUUUUUUGAAAACCGUGCUAAUGGACAGUCUAAAGGAUUUGCUCUUGUGGGUGUGGGAUCUGAGGCAUCUUCCAAAAAGCUGAUGGACCUGUUGCCCAAAAGAGAGUUACAUGGUCAAAAUCCUGUUGUAACUCCUUGUAAUAAGCAAUUUCUGAGUCAAUUUGAACUGCAAUCGAGAAAAAACUUAGGCGGAAGUCUGAAAAACAGACACUGCUUUAAUGAAGAGCAAAGAGUGCUGCAUCUGUCUACACAAUCUGGCCAGAUGUCUGGUGAAGGAAAAGCUGGUCCACCAGGAGGCAGUUCACGAGCAACUUUUCCUCCAAGUAACAGAGGGCGGGGCCGUUUUCCAGGUGCCCUUCCUGGAGGGGACAGAUUUCCGGGACCAGCUGGACCCGGAGGGCCCCCUCCACCUUUUCCAGCUGGACAGACUCCUCCACGUCCACCUCUAGGUCCUCCGGGUCCACCAGGCCCACCAGGUCCUCCUCCACCUGGCCAGGUUCUGCCUCCUCCACUAACUGGUCCUCCUAAUCGUGGUGACCGUCCCCCUCCUCCAGUUCUGUUUCCAGGACAACCGUUUGGCCAACCUCCAUUGGGUCCACUUCCGCCUGGUCCUCCACCCCCAGUUCCAGGCUAUGGUCCUCCACCAGGUCCUCCACCCCCACAGCAAGGUCCUCCUCCACCUCCAGGUCCUUUCCCUCCUCGUCCACCUGGUCCUUUAGGACCACCCCUUACACUGGCUCCUCCUCCUCACUUACCUGGGCCACCACCAGGUGCUCCCCCUCCUGCCCCACACGUGAAUCCAGCUUUCUUCCCCCCACCAGCCAACAGUGGCAUACCUACAUCAGACAGUCGUGGUCCACCCCCUUCAGACCCAUAUGGCCGACCUCCACCAUAUGACAGAGGUGAUUAUGGGCCACCAGGCAGGCGUUUCACUGGAAAUAACAUGUCCAUAAGAGAACAAUUACAUAUGCCAUUGUAUUGGAGACAAACGAAAAAUAAUACUCAAAACGCAGGGAGAGAAAUAGAUGCUGCAAGGACACCAUUAAGUGAAGCAGAAUUUGAAGAAAUUAUGAAUAGAAAUAGGGCUAUCUCUAGCAGUGCCAUUUCAAGAGCUGUAUCAGACGCAAGUGCUGCGGAAUAUGGAAGUGCUAUAGAAACCUUGGUGACUGCAAUUUCAUUAAUUAAACAGUCCAAAGUAUCUGCAGAUGAUCGCUGCAAAGUACUUAUUAGCUCUCUGCAAGAUUGUCUUCAUGGAAUUGAAUCAAAGUCUUACGGUUCUGGAUCAAGAAGACGUGAACGGUCAAGGGAGAGAGACCAUAGUAGAUCAAGGGAGAAAAGCCGACGCCAUAAAUCUCGUAGCAGAGAUCGCCAUGAUGAUUAUUACCGGGAAAGAAGCCGUGAACGUGAGAGGCAUCGUGACCGUGAUAGAGACCGUGAUAGAGAGCGUGAUAGAGAACGAGAAUAUCGUCAUCGUUAAGAGCUGAAGGAAGAGGAGCACCUCGCCAGAAAAGAAAUGUAACUUCGUGGAAAGAGGCUUGUCCAGCAGUUUGCUUCUUGUGAUCGAACAGAGCUGUAAAGGAUUCAUGGAUAAAUUGAACAGGAAUAGAUCUGAAUAAAGCAAAUCUGCAUAUAUGGUAACCAGUAGCUCUCUUACUUUUUAUGUUGCUUAGCUGUUUUUAUUUGAAGGAACCUGUGUGAUUUAAAACAUAUAGCUUUUUGCAACUAUUACUGGUUAUAUAUAUAUUUGACAAUUAAAAUGUGCAGGCAAUUGGAAAGAAGUCAAGUAAAUGCUUGUUUUUAUAGUAGUUGGUUCUUGUUUAAAUGUUCAAGAUAAUGUCUGUAAAGCGCAACAAUUUGAUUAUAAUAGAUGUAGUGUUGUAAUAAACUGUUUGAUGGGGCUGAUGUGUAAAUCUGUUCGAGUUAUUUGAUGUUUACACCUCAGGGAGCGUCUUGUGUUCAGCAAUAUUUAAUGCUGUUAAAUGUCUCUAACAAAAUGCAUAUUUUUUACAAAUGCAUCAAUUUAUUGUAUUUGAUAACUUUAUGAUGAAACUAGAAUAGAAAUCACAUUAUUAGUUUAUAGCCAGUUUUACAUAGAUGGUUUUUGAACAUGCCUAAAGGUGUACCAAAAAAUUAGUGUUUCUGAUCCUUGUAGAUUGAAAUUCCAUUGGAGAAGAUUUAGGCUUAAGUUGAAUUAAAGACUUCUGUUGCAAUAUACAGAACUAAAUACCCCAUAUUUAUUUACAAUUUUUUAAAAAAAGAUUAGGCAUUUUCAGAUGAUGGUCAUUCUUUACUUUUUUGUUAUGUCCUAUUUCCAAAUACUCUGAUAGCGUAUACAUAGACCCACUGUGUCAACUAAAAAUAGGUACAAAAGAAUUCCCUAAAAAACCAAACAUGAAAAAUAAAAAUUCCAGCAGUUUCUUUAAACAGUAAAACGUAGUUUGUCCCAAUAAGCAAAUGUAAAUCUGAUGUACUCCAGAAUCAACAGUGGAUUUAUAAUCGUGCUCAGCAAUAUGUUGUUUGUUGAUAAAAACAGACUUCUGAGAUUCUUACUUGCACCUCCCUAAUUUCUCCUUUCAAAGCUGUCAACAUUUUAAAUGUUUAUUUUUCCCCAAAUUUACUGUAAUUGGUUUGUGAAUUAAUGAAAAUCAUUUUUUUAAUAUUUAAUCAGUAUCAAUAAAUUGGAUUAUAAAUUUGCUGAGAUAUGAAAUUAAAUACAUCAUAUAUAUUCUGCAAUUAUAACUUGAUAAAAACCAUGAUCAGUCUUGGGUUUUUAAUGAAUAUAAUUGUGUAAUAAUAAUUUUAAAUAGCAUCCUUGACACAUCUACAGUUUUUAAGAUAAAUGAAGCAUACAUAUUAAAAUAUAUGUAUGUUUCAGUUAUAUUCAUAAUAAGGUAUUAUCUGGAUCUUCGUUUCAGUUUACCUGGAAGUAAAUCCCUUUGAAAGUGGAAUUGCAUUUAAGUAAAUAUGCAUACUAUAUGUAUCCACAGUUAUUAGCUGCACAUGAAAGCACUCAACUUUCUCUACUGGUUCUAUACAUAAUUCUGCUCAGAGUAGAAAUAAAAUAUCUCUCUCUGAAGGUUAUCCAAUAUGACUGAUUUACAUUGUUGUAAAAGUCAGUUUAUCAUGUGCUUAGUUCAGUCAGUGCAAUUUAACCUACUGUAUAGACUUGUCUAUUUCAAAUUAAUUUUUUAGUUGUUAAUAACUGGAGUUGUAUGGAUAUGUUAAUGUUCACUGAAAAGAUUUUUAUAAUGGCUGCCUUUAUCGUUUUUGUACAUUGAACAUUCUUAUGAUUCAUACUUGGUUUGUUUUCUUGAUCUAACACAUUUUUAUGUGACAUUGGCUUCUGUUAAGCAUAUUAUUAUGAUCAAUUUACCUAAUUAAUAUGUGGAAAUGUUAAUAUUACUUUUGAUUUAGCCUCCAAUUUCAUUGUGUGCGUGCGUGUGUGAGUGUGUGUAUAUACGUAUAAAUAAAUAGGUAGAAGUAAAUAGGUAGAAGAUGAGAAGUAAAAAUUAAUUGAAGUAAAAUAUUAAGAUGUUUGGGUCUGUAUACUCUUAUUUAAAAGUUAUACUUAAGGUUUUGAGUUGUUUCCUUUGUGCAGUGUUGAAUAGGUAUAUCAUCAGAAAAUGGGAAGUUGCUCAUAUGCUUGGAAUGGCUUGUUUAUGUAGGGUUGUUGUCAUAGCCCUAAGAAUUCCAGUGCAGUAAUGCAUUUUUAAUUAGCUAAAAUGUGCACAAAGAAUCUGGACUAAAAACUGGAAAAACCAAAAGCUGAAGAAACAGCCAGGUAAGUUAGAUAUGCAUCAUGGAUAAAUUUUAUUUGGACAACUUCAAGUAUCAAGAACCAAAAUGAAAAUAAUUUAAAAUCAUAACUUACUUUAGUGUAACUUUUUACAGUUGAAAAGUAGUGUUAUUGCUGUAUAUAGAUUAUUUUAUGUUUUCUUCUCAAGAUUUCCAUUGCUGGCAGUGGA
Molecule: messenger RNA, 4401 nt
Organism: Notechis scutatus (mainland tiger snake)
Lineage: Eukaryota; Metazoa; Chordata; Lepidosauria; Squamata; Elapidae
Gene: CPSF6
Product: cleavage and polyadenylation specific factor 6
Molecular function (GO): RNA binding
Source: RefSeq, a predicted model, not a curated record